AAUUUGUUUUGAUCACCACUCAUUUGGUAUCAAAUGGAGGGAACACGGUCCUUUAAAUUUGUUCUAAAAUCAAUAGUUUUCUUAACAGUUUUCGGUUUUACUUCUGGAAAUAACUUGCGUUACCAUGAGUAUAUGAUUAACCCUCUCGGAAAUUUGCAAAGGAAACUAGAAGCUCAAAGGGCUAUUCAGCCUUUCCUUAGUUCAAAGCCGUUUCUGGAAUGGACGAGUCAGUUGAGUAAACAAUCGCUCCUCAAACGAGCUAAUCAGGUGGAUCUACGGAUAUUAAACGAUACAGCUCCUGUGACAGAUUCCAACCCACUCAACACCUUUCUACAGAACUUUUUUGGACAACUUACUAAUACCUCUCAGAACAAUACUUCAUCGAGUGGUGUUGGAGAUGCCUUCCAAAAUCUUCUUAACGGUGUUCUUGGUUCUUUGUCGGCCGGUGGUGACCAGGCGAAAGCAAGCAACGGAUCCCAAAAUGGCUCUCCAGCAGGUUCAUUUGGAAAUUUUUUGCAAAAUAUCACCCAAAACACGAAUGGUAUUGGCAACUUGAUCACUUCAAUGUUAGGUGCAAGUGGUGGAAAAGGAGGCGCAACUUCUGGGAUGAACUUGGGGAAUAUUCUACAGUUACUGAGCGGCGGUAAUGUCGAUCCGAGUACCAUUGGUAACAUACUGAUGUCUUUCCUAAACGGAGCAGUGCAGGGAACGAACGCAUCCACAGCCUGUCAGGGGGACUUCAUUAAAGUGAUAAAAGGUCUACAAAACAUGGAGGCUUGGGCUCUGAAAUUCCUAGAUGCAUCCGCUAAGAUCCCCACUGAUCUCCUGAACUUGAAUUUGAACUGGUACGGUUCCUACGACGAGUGUUACAGCGACAGCACAUUCCUUGAGUCGUUUGGGAUUCUCCAUAACACCCAGACCCCCGUUAAAGGACAGUAUUGUAACACAAACCUGAAUCUACCGCUUCCACCGGAAGUUAAAGGGAUUUUGACGGUGGCAUUACAAAACUCUGGUUUCAUCAAGGCCGGCAUCUGCUUUCCUAAGUCAUGUAGCACUGACGAUCUGCUUCAAAUUGUAAACGCUUUUCUCUAUAAUAUACCGUUGGGGGACAACAAGGUGACGGCAUGGCCCAUCACGUGCCCGGUGCCUGCCGAGGAGGACACAUUGGAAACCGACACAAUAGUAGUCGUGAUAAUCUUAGCUAUUUUUCUUGUAAUCAUCUUGGAGGGAACAUUGUAUGACGUCAUCAUCACGAUCAGAUCAAAAAGAAAUAAAGAAAAUGGAAAGCCGGUAGAAAAUGGAGAAGUGGCAGAAAAUGGAAAACCGAUAGAGAAUGGAAACACUUUUCCAGAAAACAGCUAUAAAUUGAGAGCUGAGAACGGCAACGUCCAGCAUAUCGAACCCGAGAAAAAACAUUUACAAAAACCGGGUAUCUUUGGUCGACUGGUUCUGUGUUUCAGUGCCUAUACCAACGGUAAGAAGAUACUGGGUACCUCUCAGCCCAAGGGCAGUCUGACGGCCGUCAACGGGAUCCGAUUCCUCAGCAUGAGCUGGGUCAUUUUGGGACACACCCUCGCUUUCGUCUUGGGAUCUACGUCCAACAUGCUCCAAUAUUACAACAAGUUUGUCAACCGUGCAGCCUCUGAAGCUAUCGUCAAUGCUCUUUUUUCAGUGGAUACUUUCUUCGUUCUGAGUGGUCUGCUGACGUCGUAUCUGCUAUUGAGACAAAUGAAAAAAUCUAAGGGAUGGAUCAACUGGGGUUUAUUUUAUUUCCACCGCUACUGGAGACUGACCCCAGUGUACAUGAUUGUCAUAGGAAUGUACGUUACUAUUUAUCCCCACUUGAUCUUUGGACCAAAAAGAGGAAAACCCGACGAGGUCUGCAGAGAAUCAUGGUGGAAAAACCUUCUCUACAUUGACAAUUUUUUUGGACUUAAAGACCUGUGCCUUGGCUGGUCAUGGUACCUAAACAAUGACAUGCAGUUCUACAUCUUAAGCCCACUUCUUAUUGUACCAUUUUUCUUCAACCAGAUCGUUGGGAUUAUAGUCAGCGUAUGUUUCUUGUUGGCUGCGACCAUUACUCCAGGAGUGCUUAGUUACGUCAAGAAUCUUCCAGCCCACACCAUUGGUGGAGGUCCAAAGGACGCUGACCGAGCUGAUUAUUUUGAGGAUUAUUACAUUGUUCCUUAUUGUCGAAUGGGACCGUACAUCUGUGGAGUGAUCACCGGCUACAUACUGUACAGGACGAAAUGCAAAUGCCGUAUGAAUAUUUUUGUGAACCUGUUGGGAUGGGCUGUUGCCACAGCCAUGGCGUGUGGCUGUCUGUAUGGUUUACACAAUACUAUAAGGCCAGACAACCCUGUCUACCUCUCGAAAGAAGUCACGGCACUAUAUAAUGGAGUCAGUCGCACUGCAUGGGGAGCAGCCGUAUGCUGGGUCAUCUUUGCUUGCUCCACUGGCAAUGGCGGGUUCAUUAACACUUUGUUGUCGUGGAAGGCGUUUGUACCUCUGUCCAGACUGACAUACUGUGCCUAUUUGGUACAUCCUCUGGUUAUGUAUGUCUAUUAUUUCAACUGGAACUUCCCUCUGUACAUGACCGAUCUGGACUUUGUAUACAUCUUCCUCGGCAAUCUAAUGGUGUCUUAUGGAAUCGCUUUUAUUGUUUCGAUCGCGUUUGAAUCGCCUUUUAUGGGUCUUGAGAAAAUCAUGUUUGGUGGUCUUGGUAAAAAAAAGAAGUGACGUAGAACAUACACUGGUUUAUGACGUGUCGUAUUUUAUUCCGGUUACUGAUAUGCAUGAUAAUCUGUUAGUAUUCAACAAAGUGCAUCGAAACGGAGACAUAAAGUAUUUGAACAAAAUAUUAUCAAUAAAAGUAAUCUCUAUAGUCUGACCGCAAGCAAAUAACAUAACUUGUAAGAAUAUGUGAUUGUUUUUAAUUUCAAAAAACAAAACUUGAAUAAUAAAAUGAAAUCACGAAAA
Magallana angulata is the source of this 2979-nucleotide messenger RNA. Its product is annotated as nose resistant to fluoxetine protein 6-like. The record is from RefSeq and is a predicted model, not a curated record. The transcript has 15 exons. The coding region runs from base 34 to 2739 and encodes 901 amino acids. Gene Ontology annotation, molecular function: acyltransferase activity, transferring groups other than amino-acyl groups. NCBI's taxonomy places the organism in Eukaryota, Metazoa, Mollusca, Bivalvia, Ostreida, Ostreidae.